Gymnodraco acuticeps is the source of this 1296-nucleotide messenger RNA. It is a transcript of the gene masp2, whose product is annotated as mannan-binding lectin serine peptidase 2. The transcript has 6 exons. The record is from RefSeq and is a predicted model, not a curated record. The coding region runs from base 84 to 983 and encodes 299 amino acids. Lineage: Eukaryota; Metazoa; Chordata; Actinopteri; Perciformes; Bathydraconidae. Gene Ontology annotation, molecular function: serine-type endopeptidase activity; calcium ion binding.
ACAGCUUGGGUUCAUUUACCCUUGGAUCACUGAGGCUGAACUUCUCCAAAACCUGCGAAAUAUCUGGGGACUGUGAAGCCAACAUGACCAGUGGGGGCUGUGUAUUUGUCCUAUUUUCCCUCCUCCAUGUCUCACUGAGUGUGGAAAUGACAGGGUUAUAUGGCAGCUUCACCUCCCCCCACUUCCCCCAGCCAUACCCUGACAACCAGCUCAUAACAUGGAACAUCUCUGUCCCAGAGGGCCACAGGGUCAAACUCUACUUCAGCCACUUCAGCAUGGAGCCCUCACACCAGUGUGAAUAUGACUACUUCCAGGUUUUGGCGGAGGGAAACGAAACCUUGCGGUUCUGCGGAGAGGAAGAGAAGAACUAUGAAAGCAGCCCGAGGAACACCGUCAUCCUGUCAGCCGGGCGCCUCAUGUCGUUGGUCUUUAGGAGUGACUACUCUAACGAGGGCCGAUUCACGGGCUUCCAAGCGUUUUACACCGCAGAAGAUAUCAACGAGUGUGAAUCGAAGAUAGAUGGGGAGAAAGUGUGUGAUCAUUUUUGCCACAAUUACAUAGGCGGAUAUUACUGCACUUGCAAACAAGGGUACCUUCUCCAUGACAACACAAGAUCCUGCACAGUGCCAUGCCUCAGCCAGGUGUUGACCUCGCUGUCGGGGGUUCUGACCAGUCCGGGCUACCCGAACCCUUACCCCCCCAUGAGUCAGUGUGAUCACACCAUAAGUCUACAAGAGGGCCACAGAAUAAUCCUAGACUUCCUGGAUCCCUUUGACGUAGAGGGACACUCGGAUGUCCCUUGUCCAUACGAUAUGUUGAAGAUUUCGACAACUGGACAAGAGUAUGGACCCUUUUGUGGAUCAACAGCACCCGGUCGGUUUGACACAGGAAGUUACCAAGUGCAUGUUGUGUUCAGAUCUGACUCUAGUGGGAAGAACAAGGGAUGGAAGAUCAAGUACACCAGUAUUAAGGCUGGAUCCUGAUGGCUUGUUGACAUGAAAACUGUGUGUGAGCAUAUACGCUAUCCAAAUAUUUUACACAGUGACUUUUACACUGUGGCAAUCUUUAAAGAUUCAGUGUGUUUGUGAUAUUGUGUUCAAGCACAAAGAAAUGUACCUUUAUGAUAAUCUCCACAUUUUGUCUGUAUGUAAUUUCCAAUGAUAUUGUGAAUGUUUUAUUUCUUUGUUUGCUGAGAUGCUGUUGUAAUGUCACCUUCACAAACCUCUUUCAACCACUUUUGAAUUGGCAUUUCAGUGUUUUGCUGCUUGUGGGAAUAAAAGAAGAAAGACAUUAAAA